Ostrea edulis (European flat oyster) is the source of this 3702-nucleotide messenger RNA. Its product is annotated as polyisoprenoid diphosphate/phosphate phosphohydrolase PLPP6-like. The coding region runs from base 115 to 798 and encodes 227 amino acids. Gene Ontology annotation, molecular function: sphingosine-1-phosphate phosphatase activity. The transcript is spliced from 2 exons. The record is from RefSeq and is a predicted model, not a curated record. NCBI's taxonomy places the organism in Eukaryota, Metazoa, Mollusca, Bivalvia, Ostreida, Ostreidae.
ACAAUUCCAUGUGCAACUUCCGAAUUUGAAUAUGGCAUCACGCUGGUGAGUCGGUAAAUUGUUGCGCAUUGGAAAUGACUUUAUAGCUCAUAUAUAUUCAAGCAUCCAAUUGCAAUGUCUGCAAUUCAGCGAAGAAAGAGGCGUGCAAAUGGAGGUCACAGAAAAGACACACCUGAUGUAAAAAUUAUGAAAUCCAUGGACUCCUUUGCUCGAUCGAUCUCGUCAAUAGAUUACCAAUUGACGCAGAAAUUCAGUAUAUGUGCCAGACCAAACUCUCAGAUGGGCGGUUUAAGACCCCUAAUGAAAUUACUGGAGAUAUCAUGCCACGGAAUCCCGUGGUUGUUGGGAACUGUUGUGUUGCUUUUAUCUGUUCACAAACCUGAACAUUUAGAAAUCCUAAUGAAUUUGUUAAUCGGUCUUAUAGGAGAUCUCAUCAUUAUUGCAGUACUAAAGAUGCUAGUCCAGCGAGAGAGACCACCCCUUAACAAAUCAGAUAUGUUUGCUACCGUAUCUGUCGACAACUUCUCCUUCCCAUCAGGCCAUUGUUCAAGGGCUAUCAUGCUAGCUUACUUCUUUUCGGAGAAAGUAAAUUUAGAAGCACCGAUCCUUGGACUCAUUGUUCUUUGGGCACUUGUGGUCUCACUCUCCAGACUUCUUCUGGGUAGACAUUAUUUUAGUGAUGUGGUUUUUGGAAUGGUUCUUGGAGCAGUUGAGUUCAAACUUUUGUCUUAUUAUUGGCUCUCUCAAGAGAAUUGCAUGUUUGUUUUAGAACCAUUUUUUGCUCAUUUUCACUUGUAGAUUUGAAAUCUGUGAUGAACAAAUGCAUUGAUUGAAAAUGUUCAAAACGAGACUUAGUUGAAUCGAAUUAUACUUCCCUUAACAGCUUCAUGUGUAUACUAAGUUAGAUAUGCAAGUAGAUAUAUAUAAAGUUUGUGUAAUAUACUAUAUACAGUUUUAAAUUCUCUCCUAGUUAUUUUCACAAGUUUUUUUUUUUUUUUCUUGUGGUCUAAAUCCAUUUUCCCAGUUUUAGAUCCACAGUAUUGAUUUUAAUUUUUGCAUCUACAUGUAAAUGUGAUAGGAAUGAUAUGCACAUAUUUACUGCUGUUCAAAUAUCACAGUUUUUGCAGACUGUGAAAAUAAGAAAAUUAAACUGCAGAGAAAAAUUGUUGUAUAUAUUAUAUUAAAAAAGAGUCAAAUACUGUAACAUAAUGUUUCAGUAGUCACUUUUUAUUCUUUAGCGGAUAUGAUUAAUUCAGUGUGCACCAAAAUCUUUUUUCAACUCGAGCCCAAAGUAGACUGUUGCAUUAGUGAUGGCAACAAUUUACAAGCACUUUUUACUAGCAAGACUAAAAAAUGUGAUAAAUAAAUUGGCAGUUUUAUUUUCAGUCAUUUAGAUAUAUGAUAAUUCCAGUAUACAGUAUAUACUGUACGACAGGUGAAGAUUUGUUUUCCUCUACCCUAGUCAUGCUUGUUUGUUUAAAGUAGGCAGAAAUGACAAAUAAAUAAUAACAGAACCAACAUGGAUGGAGAUCAGCUGGGAUAGAAUUGGGAAAAUCAAAACUAUAUCUAUUCCACUCAAGAUUUAGAUUUGCUUUUAUUUGUUGUACAUAGUAAAUGUAAAAGUUUUAUCAACAGUAAUUAGAGGAAGAGAGCGGAAAUUCUACUAGUCAAACUUAGCUAAUGCUGACCUGCAUUGUACUAGCCUGACCAAGUUUUUAUUGGUGCUUGCCUCUGCUUGGGGAAGUCCUUUUGGUGCACGCUGUUUUGUAAUUCCUGUAAUAUACAGUUUUACUGCUGAGAUUUACCUGAGCCGCCGAUCUAACCCAACUCUUUAUAAUAUAUGGUGAGCUAUAAAUACACCCAAACGUGCUGAAACUGUAAGUGCAAUCCCUGAUGGAUCUAAAUUUAUACUGAUUUGUGAUCAGUGAAUGAAAGCGAGUAGCAGUUUCAAAUUACAGCAGAUGUUAACCACUUGCAUAUAAUAAAUCUUUGGUAUUUUUAUUUAGCUUUAAAUGUAAAUGCCUAAAAUCUAUCAUUUAACAUGGAAUGUUUGCAUUUGUAAGUAAAUUUUCAAUAAACUAUUAUGUAUUUGGCCAUGAAAAGGUAUUCCUGAAUGAUGGUCUGCAAUUGUAAUUUUAAACAAUACGAUGUAUUUUAAUAUGCAUAAUUAUUGUUAUGAGAUAUAGUUUUCAUAAAUUUUAUCCUAUUUGCUUUGUGGCAGAAUGUUCAUUGUAUAGGUCACAGUACUUGGUAUUAUUAAUUUCUCGUGCUAAUCGGAACGGACAUUUUUUUUGUAUCCUGUAUCAAUGUUGAUAUAUAAAUGACCAUGUAGGUAAACUUAAGGGUAAAGUAUUGAUUUCAAACUUUGUAAAUGGUCAAAGGGAAAUAUGGUGUAUAUAUGAAAAACUGUUCUCAUCUCAUCAUUACUGAAUGUAGUGUUGCUCAUAAGCUCUUAAACAACAUAAAUUUACAAAUACUGUUAAUUAUUGAAGAUAAAAGAAUUGGGUCUAGUAGCAUUUUUGUGCAGUUUAUGAUAAUACAUGUGUCAAUUUGUAUAUUGUACUUGUAUAUGAUUAAAUCAUGUAUGCAGUGGCAACUUUACAUUCAUGAUGAUCCCAUGUAGGGAGGGAGUUCUUGUUAAAACUUGGAUCCUCAGUGCAUAUGUUCAUUUUAUUUGAGUGAUGUGCUGUCGGUAUAUUUUGAUGACUCGCCACGAUGAUGUCAGUAAAGCAAAAUGAAUACUCAGUUUCCAAGGUAUCAACUCUUCUAUGGUAGAAUAACAUCAUUAUUCUGUUGAACACUGGCAUGUGAACAGGGUAUGUGUGUACUAUUAAUUGAAAGAGGAAAAGUUACAAAAGUUAUUCCUUUUUAUUUCAGCCAGAGUACAUAUUAGAAUGGUCAUAAGGAAAUGAUGUUAUAUGAUUAAAUCUGUUCGAUCAAAACUUUUUAACAAAGGAAGGCAGUGAAGGUCAUUAUUUGUCCCAGGAUAUUUUAUCCUUGAUAACCUGUGAACUUUUUAAAACUAAAUUUUAUUUUGCUCACAGUUCAGGAGAUGAGGUAGCAACUGAUAUUUUUCCUCUUGUCUUCACUGCGUGUGUACACAAAUAUCUUGCUUCUCACAUGACAGUUAUUUUGCACCUCGGAAAUUGUGUAUUGAUGAUAGCAGAAUGCUGGAUUUGAUUGUAAUAAUUACCUGCAGUAUCGCAAACCACUGGCAGUAUGAUAGUGUCCCACUUUUCAAGUCGCAUGCAGAAUUUAUGUUGUAAGUUGAUUUGUGAACUCAGGAAAUUUUUGUCAUAUUGUAUUUGAUAUGUGACAUCCAUGCAACAUCUGAAUUAAAACAUCAUUUUGAUACAACCAUCAAUAAAUCAAACAAAGACGGCUAAGUCAUAUUAAAUCCUUUGAUCUGCUAACUUGUUCAGCUCUGUGUAGCGAUCUACUUGAUCAAAGGAUCUAAUCUUAAUUAUUUUGCAAACAAAUGGUUAUUUCAACAGUCACUUUAUAUCGAUUUUUAUGGUGCAUGUACUCCUUUCAUUGCAAAGGUGAUGUCCAUGUUGAGAAAAUGGUGUACAAAAUGUAAUUGAGCAUUUAGAACUAGCUGUACCUGAAAAAACACUUUGUGUACAUGUCUGCAUGAUCUCUGUAACACGAUAUGAUUAGAAUGUAUGACACUGGAGUAGCAAUAAAUAUUAUUUUACUUUC